AUGCCACCCCGAAAAUCGACAUCGUCAGUGACGCCCGCAGAGACAGAUGACCAUCAGCAACCGCAAAUCCAGAACCAGAGCCAGAGUCAAAAGAAUGUCACAGCAACAGAGCAGCAGUUGAAAGCUCGUGCCGAAGGGGGCGUUAACGUAGAGGAUUACCUCCUCCCCCGCUCACUUACGCUCCGUCUCGCGAAAUCCGUUCUCCCGCCUAAUACAGCCGUUCAGAAAGAUGCUUUAUUAGCUAUGCAGAAGGCAGCGACGGUGUUUGUUUCGUAUCUUUCUUCGCAUGCCAACGAAGCAACGCUCAAACGAACCGUUGCACCCUCGGAUGUGUUUAGCGCGAUAUCAGAGCUUGAAUUUGAUGGAUUCCGAGAGCGGCUUGAGAAGGAAUUGGAGGCUCACACUGAGAUGAAAGCGGGGAAGAGGAGAGGGAAGAAAGGUGAGGGGGAGGCUGGCGAGAAGGAGGCCAGUGCUGGUGGUGAUGCUGGUGGUGAGGAAGAGGAGGAGAAUGGAGUUCGUGGAGCGAAGAGGGUGAAGAGGGUUGCUAAGGAGGGGGAAGUUGCGAAGGGUGGUAGUGGUGGUGCUGCUGAGGGAGGGGAUGGUGAUGAGACGCAAGAUGAGCCCGAGAUGCAGGACGAGAAUGAGGAGGAUGUUGAGGAUGAGGAGGUGGAGGAUGACGAAGACGAGGAAGAAGAUGAUGAAGAGGGCGAAGAAGAGGAAGAUGUUGAUCGGGUGGAGGAUUUGGAUAAAGACUCUCGAGCCAGACGGACGAUGGAUCCUGAUGCCGCCGAUGACACCGACACUGAUGAUGAGACCGGGCCUGGGACACAGUUACGAAACAAUUUGGGAUUGGGUUGA
Messenger RNA from Aspergillus wentii DTO 134E9, 858 nucleotides. It is a transcript of the gene cbfA, whose product is annotated as putative CBF/NF-Y family transcription factor. NCBI's taxonomy places the organism in Eukaryota, Fungi, Ascomycota, Eurotiomycetes, Eurotiales, Aspergillaceae. The transcript has 3 exons. Bases 1 to 858 code for a protein of 285 amino acids. Gene Ontology annotation, cellular component: epsilon DNA polymerase complex; CHRAC. Gene Ontology annotation, biological process: DNA damage response; leading strand elongation; heterochromatin formation. Gene Ontology annotation, molecular function: chromatin DNA binding; protein heterodimerization activity. The record is from RefSeq and is a predicted model, not a curated record.